Molecule: messenger RNA, 1564 nt
Organism: Anastrepha ludens (Mexican fruit fly)
Lineage: Eukaryota; Metazoa; Arthropoda; Insecta; Diptera; Tephritidae
Product: jerky protein homolog-like
Exons: 1
Coding region: 1-1518 (505 amino acids)
Cellular component (GO): nucleus
Molecular function (GO): DNA binding
Source: RefSeq, a predicted model, not a curated record
AUGUCUUCUAAAAGAAAACGUGUUGUGCUUUCAAUCACAGAUAAAGUGAAAAUAAUUGAACAAUUAAACAAAGGAGUGUCUAAUAAAUUUUUGGCUGAAACUUAUAAUGUAGGAACAUCGACUAUUUCGAAUUUAAAGAAAAACAGUUCUGCAAUUUUAAAAUUUGCUUCUAAUUUGCAAUUUGAGGAUGGAAGUCCAUCUAGAAAAAAUAUGAAAACUGCUGAAAAUAAAGAACUUGAACAGGCAAUGUUUAAAUGGUUUUUACAGCAGCGUUCAAUUGGAAAUCCUCUUUCUGGACCUAUUCUUUGUGAAAAAGCAAAAAUUUUUGCUGAGAAGAUGGAUAAUUUGUCCGAAUUUAAAGCGAGUGACGGUUGGCUGCGUAAUUUUAAGGCUCGGCACGGCAUUCGAGAGCUCGAUUUGUGUGGAGAAAAGCUUUCUGCCGAUAAUACUGCAGCAGAAAAGUUUAUUGAGGAAUUUAAAACGAAAAUUGAAAAUUACGAUCCUGAAUUUGUUUUUAAUGCGGAUGAAACAGGCCUCAAUUGGAAGGCACUACCUCGUAAAACUUUAGCUUCAAAGAGAGAAACAAGUGCUCCUGGUCACAAAGUUAGCAAAGAUCGCGGAACAGUUCUUACUUGUGCCAAUUCAACAGGCAAUCAUCGGCUUCCAUUACUCUUAAUUGGCAAAUCCAAAAACCCAAGAGCUUUUAAAAACGUUAAAAAGCUUCCAGUGGUUUAUAAAAACCAAAAUAAAGCAUGGAUGACUUCUGCAUUGUUUACGGAAUGGUUUGAUGACGUUUUUAUUCCAGAUGUUAAAAAGUAUCAAAAGAAAAUAAAUAAAAAGGGGAAUGUAUUGCUUUUGCUGGACAAUGCACCUACUCAUCCUUCAGAAAGUUUACUGCUUCGUAAGCUACUGUUAGCCGAUGAAAAUGAAGAAGGUACUCUAAUAUAUCAUAAAAACAUUAACAUAAAAGAUUGCUGCUACAUGGUAGCUGAUGCAUGGACUUCCGUAAAGGCGAUAACUUUGAAGAGGGCUUGGAAUAAAAUAAAUGGAAUUUCAACACAACAGCAAAUACAGGAAGAAAAAGAAAAUGCAGAGUUGAAGAACAACGAGGAAAGUGAUAAAGAUACUGAUUCAAUGUCUACGGAAAACCUGCAGAAUAUGAUUACAAAAGUUCCAGGCUGUUCCGAGUGCAAUGUAGAGGAUAUCGAAGAUUGGUUACAUUCUGAUUCAAUAGAUCCUGGGCUCCAAUUAUUGAGUGACGAUGAAAUUAUUCAGAGUACAAAAGAAGAAUCAUAUCCAGUGGACACAGAAGAUGACAAUGAUUCUACAUUUGAAUUAGAAGCUGGACCUUCUGCAAGUGAGGCGUUUGCUUGUUUUGAGACUGCCUUAAAUUGGAUGGAACGACAAUCUGAAUGCGACCAUGUAGACCUUCUUGUCGUCAAGCGCUUGAAAGAUCUAGCUGCUAAAAAGCGAGUUUCUUCAUUAAAACAGCGUACAUUGACAGAAAUGUUUAAAUAAAAUUAUUUUCUUUAAUAUCUAAAGUUAAAUGAAGUAAAGUGAGUAA